ACCUUCUAAAGGCCUGUCGGACUUAAUGACUCCUUUGCAGCUGUUUGAGAAAGUUAGCAAUAUAAAGCUUCCAGGACCAGAAGAAUCUGCCAUUACCAUGAUAGAUGAAUAUGAGAAACACCAGGAGCUGUGGCGUGAAAACAGGCAAAAUGUUGGAGACCACUUUGAACAAUUGUGGCUAGAAAUUCAAGCCGAUGAAAAGCAACAGAAACAGUCAUGUAAGAUUGAGACUGGAGAUAGUGACGAGGACAAUGCAAAUUUAGAAGGAGAGAUGGAUCAGAAACUAGGGGCUUCUUGUGAAAUUAAGGAUGUAAAGAAGAAGAGCAAUAUCAAGGUCGUAGGUGCAGAAGAAUGUGGUAUGACAGACAGUAAUGAAGUUGUGAAAAAUAAAAAUCUUUUAGCAAAAUCUAAUGAAGUUAAACUGGAGUCAAAAACUGUAACAUUUGAAUGUCCGCAGGAUGGUGUUCCUACAGAGGAAUUUCCCAGCCUUAAUAUUCCUUUAAACAAAGGCAAUUGUAAGCAACCCAGAAAGAGUAAAAAGAAAAAGAAGUAAUUAUUUCUUAAAAGUAUUCUGUUAAAAUUGAUUUUGGAACCAUUUUGAAAAAGAACGAACUGCUGAAUUUAUUUUGUGAGGUAGAGAUUUUUAGGAUCUGCAGUUAUGCUGGAACCUUUUAAUUUUGGGUUGUUAUGAAUUUAAAAGGCAUUUUGAAUUUUGGUUCUGUCAGAUGUUGAAUAUGAUGGCUAAUCUUUGUGCAUAACAGACUUUCAUUUCUGUAAAUGUUAAUAUUUUCUAGAUGGUGGGGAUACUUUAUUGGACCAUUACUGGUCAAAUAGCAACUCUGUGCAUGGGAGCAUAUGAACUUUUAGGGGUCUUAUUGAUUCACUGAUAUUGUAAUAUGAUCAAGGAAAAUAUGAACAUACAUUUUA
This is a messenger RNA of Macrobrachium nipponense, 927 nucleotides long. RefSeq lists its product as uncharacterized. Lineage: Eukaryota; Metazoa; Arthropoda; Malacostraca; Decapoda; Palaemonidae. The transcript has 3 exons. The coding region runs from base 26 to 553 and encodes 175 amino acids. The record is from RefSeq and is a predicted model, not a curated record.